GGUUUUCAGAUUUAUGCUAUACAGUGACAGGAGGAAGCAAGAACCUUGGGCAAAGUAAAUACUGCUGGGAAAUGUGGACCCCAGGCCUCAGAAGCAGAGUGGGACUUGUGUGACCUGCAUUCCUCCUGGGCAACGAAAGCAUGAAAAACACCCACCCCCCAGUUUCUGCGCUGGCCCUUACAGGAAGAAUCGCUGAAUGGCUGACGUUUGACAACAUGCACCACCAGUGGCUGCUGUUGGCUGCAUGCUUUUGGGUGAUUUUCAUGUUCAUGGUGGCCAGUAAAUUCAUCACCUUGACCUUUAAAGACCCGGAUGCCUACAGCGCCAAACAGGAGUUCCUGUUCCUGACAGCCUUGCCGGAUUCCAGGAAGUUACAGGGAGAGCAGCAGUUUCCUGAGGAACUGAAGCCAACAGGGAAGAUGGUCGCAGACGGCCAGCCGGCUCAGCCCUCGGUCUAUAUGGAGCGCCUGGAGCUCAUCCGGAACGUCUGCAGGGACGCGGCCCUGAAGAACCUCUCACACACGGCCGUGUCCAAGUUUGUCCUGGACCGAAUAUUCGUCUGUGACAAGCACAAGAUCCUCUUCUGCCAGACCCCCAAAGUGGGCAACACGCAGUGGAAGAAAGUGCUGAUCGUGUUAAACGGUGCCUUUCCUUCCAUCGAAGACAUCCCCGAGAACGUGGUUCAUGACCAUGAAAAGAACGGCCUCCCUCGUCUCUCUGCCUUCAGCGAUGCAGAAAUUCAGAAGCGCUUGAAAACCUACUUCAAGUUUUUUAUUGUAAGAGAUCCCUUUGAAAGACUGAUAUCUGCUUUUAAGGACAAGUUCGUCCACAAUCCCCGCUUUGAACCCUGGUACAGGCACGAGAUUGCCCCCGGCAUCAUCAGGAAGUACAGGCGGAACCGGACAGAGACCCGGGGCAUCCAGUUUGAAGAUUUUGUGCGCUACCUGGGCGAUCCAAACCACAGAUGGCUGGACCUCCAGUUUGGGGACCACAUCAUUCACUGGGUGACGUACGUCGAGCUGUGCGCGCCCUGCGAGAUAUCAUACAGUGUGAUUGGUCAUCACGAGACCCUGGAGGAUGACGCCCCAUACAUCUUAAAAGAGGCGGGCAUAGACCACCUGGUGUCAUACCCCACCAUCCCUCCGGGCAUCACCGUGUACAACAAAACCAAGAUGGAGCACUACUUCCUGGGCAUCAGCAAGCGGGACAUCCGGCGCCUGUAUGCCCGUUUUGAAGGGGACUUCAAGCUCUUUGGGUAUCAGAAGCCAGAUUUUUUGCUAAACUAAUGUGUAGAUCUGUGAACUCAGAUACCUCUGUUAGACCAGAGGCUAAGCAAGUGGAGAUCUGAGCACAGAACUGACACUUCUUCAAUCUCACCCCUCAAGACUCCUGCGGGCACCCACAGGCCAUGUGCACCUCGGCCGGUGAAGCUGCACCCGACGGUUCUGGCUUAGUGUGAACAUCAGGUGCAUUGAGGGCCUCGCCCCCACGCCCACCAAUGCCAUGAGGCCUUUGGUCCCAGAAGGGUAAAAGGACUAAACAUCUGCAGUCUGACAGACCAGGAGGAGCAGUUACAUGGCACAGGCGUCACUUCCCUCGGCUGUCAAGGAGGGGAAGGGCCUGCCUGUCACCGGGGGACGGCAGGAAGCGCACCUCGCGCUUUCAGGAGACCUGAGGAGCUGAUGGUGAGCAGAACUGGCAGGAGCUAAUGCAAGACCAAGUCUGUGAAAUAAAAUGACAGCGCUGGCUCUCAUCUUGGCGCUGCUGUAAUCACGGAGGCAAACCAUUCUUUCCACGACUGUCUCCUUCCUGUGGGAUUCGGGGUGACCCUAGGACACUUUUUGGCAGUCUGUCCUUUCAGAAUACACGCCUGAGCACCCCUGGUCCAUAUUUCCGAUCCUCUGUCUGCCAGGUGGUUUUCUCAUUGAGCCCGAGAGCUACAUAUUCAGAAAAAGGGGAGUGGAGUGUUCUUCCCACCUGAGAAGCGAACGUCUUUGGGAAAAGGAAGAGCUGGUGGGUUCUGGAGCUCAGGCUGCUGUGGAUGUGGGCGUGCCCGUCCUGAUGGCUGUCCCUCUCUUAUCUUUGUUCCACCUGGAUGGGCAGCAUCCCCCCAGACCCCCCGCCCUGGGGCUGAAGGCCAGCAGGGCAGCGUGGCAGUCCGUGCAGUUUACAUGGUCCAGUUUCAUCUCAGCCAGUUGCUCCCUGGACCUGUUUUGUUAGUGCCGUCAUCCCGGGCUGUAAGUUGGACGAUGAGGUUCACCAGCAAUAAAAUCCUGGGCCGAGACAGCCUCCAGAAAUGCAUCUCCCAGGCACCGAGGAGCGAGCUGAGGCCACCAUGUCAGGUGCCUGCUGACACCGACUGUUUCCCUGUGAGAAGUCCCACGCGCCAUGAGCCCAGCUUUUCUUCCAGGCAGCUUCCCCCUUCCCUUUCUUAAAGGGGCCGCCUGAGUCUGUGAAUGUGAAAGUAAUAAAUAAAAACUGUCCAAACCCGACACGUGCUGCGCUUUGUGGGGGCUCUCUGUGGCCCCACACGGUCCCCGCGACCUGGCCCCAGCGACCUGGCCCCAGCGAGGGGCCUGCAAGACUGCUCUAGCGGCUGCUGGUGGCAGCACCACAGAAGGAGAGGCCCAAGUGUGACAGGCCCUAGCGCUGACCAAGGGGCGUCAGUGUGGUAGCCUGUCAUCAGCUGACAGGCAGGGGAUGUCACAUGAGCUUUUUCUGUAAAGUCUUGUGAAAAUCAUUUCACACCUGAUCAGCCAAUUGAUUACCUCUUUCCUAUUUGCAGUGUAACACUGUGAAUAAUACAUUUGAGUCUAAGGCCUUAAAGUUACAACUAAUUUUUAAAAAACACCUAUCUUCUCAGAAAUAAAGGUUAGAAAGCUGUGUC
Messenger RNA from Myotis davidii, 2887 nucleotides. RefSeq names its product carbohydrate sulfotransferase 10 (gene CHST10). The coding region runs from base 141 to 1286 and encodes 381 amino acids. Gene Ontology annotation, biological process: proteoglycan biosynthetic process; carbohydrate biosynthetic process. The transcript has 7 exons. NCBI's taxonomy places the organism in Eukaryota, Metazoa, Chordata, Mammalia, Chiroptera, Vespertilionidae. Gene Ontology annotation, molecular function: sulfotransferase activity. Gene Ontology annotation, cellular component: membrane. The record is from RefSeq and is a predicted model, not a curated record.